ACUCAUCCUCAGUGAAACAGAUCGCGACGGUGGUUUACCACAUUGCGGAGGCAGGGAAUCUGUCUCAUUACUGCUCUGCUACUAAAUUUGUUGGCUAAUUCAGAAUACGAACAUUUCUGUGCAAAGAAUUAAAAGGUAACUUGGUUAUAGGAAUUUUUUUUCAGCACACGAACACCCAGCGUAAGGAGCACCGACCUCGCAGCCCCCCAGGGACACCUGAGCCAAACUGAGGGAGCGAGCGAGCGAGCGAGAGAGAGAGAGCGAGAGAACUACGGCAUGGCCCUGGUGGUCUGACUGGAACCCAAGGGCCUGGUGGGCGAGCCGCCUCUGCUGACGAUGAGGACCCUGCUGCAGUAGAGACGGAUGGUAUGGGAAUGAUGGACCUCCCCAAUGGGCAGUCGAACGUCGCCACCUUCGCUGCUACUGCUUCCGAGAAGAGCAGCAGCUCAGAGUCACUCAGUGACAAGGCUUCCUCUGAGCUGAAGAAGAGCUUUGAUGCCGUCGUAUUUGAUGUCCUGAAGGUCACACCUGAAGAAUAUGCAGGCCAGAUCACACUCAUGGAUGCUCCGGUCUUCAAAGCUAUUCAGCCAGAGGAGUUGUCGAGCUGCGGCUGGAACAAGAAAGAAAAGCACAGCUCAGCCCCCAAUGCUGUGGCCUUCACUCGCAGGUUCAACCAGGUCAGCUUCUGGGUGGUCCGGGAGAUCCUGCACGCACAGACCCUGAAAAUCAGAGCUGAAGUUUUGAGUCUUUACAUCAGAACAGCAAAGAAACUCUGUGAGAUGAACAACCUCCACGCAGUGAUGGCGGUGGUGUCUGGUUUACAAAGUGCUCCCAUCUUCAGACUGACCAAGACAUGGGCACUCCUCAGUAGGAAGGACAAGGCUGCGUUUGAGAAGCUGGAGUACCUGAUGUCCAAAGAAGACAACUACAAACGUCUGCGUGACUACAUCCGGAGUCAGAGCAUGACCUCCUGCAUUCCCUACCUGGGAAUGUACCUAUCGGAUCUUACCUACAUUGACUCAGCCUACCCCUCCACUGGCAGCAUCCUGGAGAACGAACAGCGCUCCAACCUGAUGAACAACAUCCUGAGGAUCAUCUCUGACCUGCAGCGCUCCUGUGAAUACGAUAUACCAGUAUUGCCUCAUGUCCAGAAGUAUCUCAACUCUGUUCGUUACAUUGAAGAGCUGCAAAAAUUUGUGGAGGAUGACAACUACAAGCUUUCCUUGAAAAUUGAGCCAGCCACCAGCACUCCUCGCUCCACAGCCUCUAAGGAAGAUCUUGUAGGCCCGGAUGCAUCCGCUUCCCCGCUUUGUGGUCGAAGGGGCACCGCUGCUGAAGGAGCCCUGUCCAAAGUUCCGCCCACCCCCCCCUCGCCCAGGAACCUCCUUCCCUGUGGACACAGGAAGUGCCACAGUCUGGGCUACAACUUUAUCCACAAGAUGAACACAGUGGAGUUCAAGAGUGCCACCUUUCCUAACGCUGGUUCCAGACACCUUCUGGAUGACAGUGUGAUGGAGAGCCACACGCCCGCUCGGGGGCAGGCCGAGAGCUCCACGCUGUCCAGUGGCAUCUCUCUGGGCAGCAGUGAGGGUUCCGAGCUCAGUGAGGAGAUGUCAUGGCCGGCCUUCGAAAGGAACCGCUUCUAUCAUUCCCUCGGCCCAGUAACCAGGGUGGCCCGAAUUCCUUACCGAGGAGUCCUGAAAGCCAGCAGCUCAGCGGAGUCAGAGGAGCUGGCUGUGCACCUGUACCCUGGAGCUGUGACAGUACAGGGGGUGCUACGCCGCAAGACACUGCUGAAGGAGGGGAAGAAACCCACGGUGGCUUCUUGGACUAAAUAUUGGGUGGCACUGUGCGGGACUCAACUCUUCUAUUACCCUGCCAAAUCUCUGAAGGCCACAGAGAGAAAGCACUUCAAAUCCACGUCCAGUAAGAGCACUUCGGUGGUGGGCUGGAUGGCCAUGAUGGCUGAUGACCCGGAACAUUCCGACGUCUUCCUGCUCACAGACUCGGAGCACGGCAAUUCCUACAAGUACCAGGCUGGCACCCGGAAUAAUGCUGAGCUGUGGUUUAAGCACCUGAGUGCAGCCUGCCAAAGCAACAGACAGCAGGUUCCAGCCAAUCUGAUGUCCUUUGAGUGAGUGGCGCUGGAGACUUUGAGAGGGACAGUGGGUAGUGACUCUGCAGCACUGGUGGGAGCCUUCCACUGCCAUGACCCCGCCUCGCUGCACCCUGCUGCCACCGCUGCCUUAAGAGAGAGAAGGCUGGGUGUGGAGAGGAGAGGCCCAAGCACAGAGCCCCACACCGCUGAACUGGGACCCGCUCCACUGCUCCUCUGUCACGUUCAGUCCCCCACCGCGCCCCGUUUCUUUCUCUUCAGUGUCGGCUCCUCAGAACUCCAGAGCAGGGUGGGCACUGAAUUAGGGCCUUUUCCCUGUUCGCCUCUUUGAAGGAACGGUUGGACCUGACCCACUCGCAUUACACACUCCCGUUGCUCUCACCUCCUCUUUUGCAAUACGAAGGCUAUAAAGCGCACUGCCAUUCAUACAAGCUCGGCUGUUUGUCUCUGUAGUUCUACACGCCGUUAGAGUGGAUGGGGUCUAGACAUCUGACACAGAUGGCUGUGCUUCUACUGAGCAGGAAGGUUUAUAAGGGUUUGUCCCUUUGACAUUACUCCCCUCAUUGUAUAAGAUUGAUUGUGUUCUCAGCAAAAUGGGGCCAACGGAAGCAUGGAGAUGAGGUUUUCUACACAUUUUGAGAAAACGGCACCUGUUAAGAUGACUUCAGCACUCACAAUGAAAGGCGUCCGAUUCCCUGUGAAUUCCAGGGGAACAUUUCCAGAUAAUCUUAAACCAUCUUUCUAGGAAUCCUGAGGUAGCUCACUGUUCCCGUGUCAUAAUCCUAUGUAAGAAUGAGAAUUAGCCCAACAUCUCAACUCGGAAAAGAAUUAAUAGUGUGUAUCAUAGUAUGUUGCCCAGGUGACUCUUGAGUUUAUUAGGAGUUCGUAACCACUUUUAUUUUGUAUGUUGUAUUUUGAUUUUUUACUAUUUUUUAUUUUAUACUCUAUAUUUUUUCCAAGAGCACUGGAGAUUGUAAAUGUAUAAGAAUUCUACAGACUCACAAUGUGUAGAGGACCUCCCAUGCAAGCCCCAUGCCUUCUACCUAGUCGUCUUUUCUCAAAUACUGUAUAUAAACAUACUCCUUACAGGCAUCUGACUGAACUACAGUAAGCUUCUAGAGGUACUAUAAUUCUAAACUGAACUGUUUUGAUGACCUUGCCACAUUUUGCUUAUCUUUGAAAUCUUUAUUUUUUUUGUGCUAUUUCAAUGUGUUCUUUGUGAAGUCUUGUCUACCAGAUAACACACUAACCACUUGUGAAAGCUGUGAAAGGAAAUCAGUCCACGCUGUUUUUUUUUUUGUUUUUUUUAAAAAGAUUUAACGGUUUGAGCCUGGAGAUAGAUGGGAGUUUUCAUCUCCAAACUCUCCCCAUGUGACAAGCGCAACCACUCAGCAGCAGCAACACAAAGCUAUUGUGGAGCCAUGCAUAGAGUCCAUUUGUACAUUGUUGUAUUUCUCCUGAUUUUUUCUUUUUUGUCUUUUUUGGGGGGUAAUUGGCAGUAUUACAGUGUAGAAUUAUCUUGCACAAGUCUAGGUUCUUUUAAAUUUGGUUACAUUUGUGUGUUACAUUAGUCAUUUACUUAUUUAAUGUAUUUUAUACCUUACUUUGUAUGUGUCAAUUUUGUUUAGAGUAUUUUACCUUCUUUCACCUGUUUGGAGUUCAUGUCAGUUUAUUUGAUUGUGGGGUGCCACUGACAUCCAGGGUGUGCUUAAGGGCUGGGCUCACAUUUCACAUGGGUGUUUAUCAGUGUGCUGUGUGCUCAUUGAUUUGGGAACGAAAGUGUUAAACUUGGAACAAAUAGCUUUUUUUUUUAAAUCGUAUUAUUUCUUGCUAUGGAUGGGGUCUUCGACAUCAAAAAGAGACUAGGCUCUAAUUUGCAGUCAUUAUUGAAUGGCUGUUUAUACUUGGCCGGUACACUAGAGCUUGCUUUUACUAGCCUGAGUUUCCUUCAUGUCCAUAAUUUGCAACAGAUUGCAGAACCUGAUUUGUGUGUUUUUUCACCACAUAUGUUUACAAGAAUGAGUAAUCAAGGUCAGCAUCCUGUUGCUUUCUCAGAGCUUCUCAAUCACUGCUCACCUGAGUCUGAGACCACUCCAGUCGUGAAAGAAUCAAAUUUGACAAAUUUUAGGCUUCCCAUCUGUUGGUCCCCUAUGGACGCUUGAAAGGUGAUUUUGUACUGAACAGAGCAACAUUCAAUGUGACUAUGUUAGGCUAUGUAAUUGUGACGCAUACAGUACAUGUGGCGCUAUUCUGCUUCUACUUCAAGCCCAGCUGUCAGUUUUCUGUGCUUAUUUGGUUCGUUUAUGAUGUGGCUUGUAGUUAUGCAAUACUGUCUUGGUUCUGCUCAAGUGGUGUCUGCUCAAUGGAGCGAUGGAGACUCAGUAUUAACUCCAGCACGUGGAGCUUAGGGAUGGUGGCCUUGAUUAGUGGGUGGAGGAGACGGCAGUGUGCUGUGCUGAAGGACUCUCGGGAGUAGGGACAGAGGGAGCAGACGUGACAGGCAGUGUUUCAGGUGGGCUAUAGUAUUUUCAGGCUAUAGUGAAAGAUGGCAGAAGGACUAUGAGAAGAAUUGAGAAUCCAGACCGUACGACGAGAUACCCAAGCCUGUAUGUGUGCGUUUGACUUUGUGUAGGUGCACAGAGUACAUGUGUAUAUAUUAUCUAUUUUUUUAACUCGAGAUUUAACAAGCACACCUUGCAGGUCACUUCAGUGAUUUCCAAGGGGAUGACAGACCAUUGAGAAUGGCAGAGCUGGUAAUCCUUGUCAUAUCCAGAUCCAGUUGAUGCUUUAAGAUAACUUUUUUAAUGCAAGAGUAGCUGGAGUCACAUUUUGUGGUGGUGUGUAUUGCUGUGAAUGCAGUCCGUUGAUGAGUCUGACAGUGCAGCACAUGAAUUUGGUUUGUGCAAUGUCGGCUUCAUCCACCACAGCCCGAGUACAGAUCAACACCAAGGGAAUCAGACUCCCAUUGCAGAGCACAUACAGCAAGUCGUUCCAACUGCACAACCGUCAUCCAUGUAUGAAAUGGAACCGAGAUAUUUGUAGUAUCCAUUUCAUUUAAUCACUGCAGUUGCACUUUAGUGCACUAAGAAGGCAUGUGGUGUUUUCGUAACAUCCUUGAAGAACCUCCAGCCUGCAAUAUCCGGCCCUAUCCAGUGUUGAACAUAUUUCAUGCCACUUAAUUAUGGCAUUUUACAUUUGAGAGCGAUCUGGCAUUUGACAUUUGAGACAAACAAUAUUCAACCCACAUGAUGUAAGGACUCUCUGAAAAGGGACUCACCACAGACUGGCAAGACAUCUUCAGUUGACAGGUGUGGUUUAACCUUGUUACUCUGUUAAUUACUUCCAUUAGUUCUGGUGCCAUUUAUAAGACACUGGCUGCGUUUUCUAUCACUCAAAAAAGCAGGUGUGGAAAAGCAGUCAACCUUAGUCAUAAAGACGGUAGUAGUUUGCAUAGGAACAUGGAUCAACUAGGAUCAGGGAAAUCUAUCAUCUGAUCCUGGUCUCAUUUCUGUCAUUACUGUGCAAUCAUUGCCUUUUGGGAGAUGGGACAUACACGGCCCUCUGGAGCCCUGGUUGAGUGCUCAGAGCAGCGGUGCUGACAGAGUGCAUUGCCCCUCCCGUGUUCAGCCCCAUGCCUCUGCAUCCUCCCCUCUCCCUGGACGCGUCUGUGUAUCACAGCCUACUCACACGGUAGGUACUGGUACACACUGGCUUCGUGCUGGGUAAAAUGUAAUAAACCGAAGUAAUUAAAAACAUUGCCAUCGUUGUGCUGGAAACGUGUUCAGACAGUGCAGGCAGAUGAAUUUAGCGAUAUAAAUGUAUCAUUGUAGUGACUAACAUUGGGAAUGGGGUUCAUAAGCAAUGUGUUUGUCCUUUUUCUUUUUUCUUUUUUUUUCUAAGUAGACUGAAUGUUAAGCUUUUUGUGCGAUUUAUACUAUAACUCGAGUUUACACUGUUUAUAUAUACUAAUGCACAAUGACCUGUGUGUAUUGACAGGGUAAAUUUGCUUUUUGAAAUUGUCUCCCCUUGACAUUUUGUAAGAAUUCAGCAAAAUUAGAUUGAAUUUCCAUUGGAUGACAGUGGAUUGAGUUUGGAUGAUAGGGGUAAUGUUUUAUGCUUCAUAUCCUCGAUAUGGAUAUUGCUCAAUCUGGUACCUGCAUUAGACUGUGAUGCUGGGCUGGUGUUUAUUAAUCAACUGUUAAAGAUGUCAUCAAAAUAGUUUUUAAUUGGGUGACAUGAGGUGUCAUUGUGCCAUUCCAGUGAGCCACCAUCUCCUUUACCCCUGCGCCCCAUCUUUGUCUGCUGGUCCUGGCUCCUUAUUCAUGAUCCUAGCGAGCACUAUGACCUUUGAACUGAGAGAUGUGCUCCUAGGCUUAAGACCAGAGAAAACAAUAAACACGUGGUCCUUUUAUUCCCUUGGUUUGUUUUUAAUCUUUUAAAGAUAAGAUAAAAUUUGCACGUGCGAGGCUGCACGCCAGUGUGUAUGAGUGUGAAUUGGUGAGGUAUUACUGUGUGUUUGCACAUAAGCUAGCUUUUUGACACUUUAGGUACUGACUAAACUAUAAUCUUUCCUACUGAAAUAAAACUACUUGAAUUGUUAAA
Molecule: messenger RNA, 6718 nt
Organism: Conger conger (European conger)
Lineage: Eukaryota; Metazoa; Chordata; Actinopteri; Anguilliformes; Congridae
Gene: ralgps2
Product: Ral GEF with PH domain and SH3 binding motif 2
Exons: 21
Coding region: 369-2138 (589 amino acids)
Biological process (GO): positive regulation of GTPase activity; Ras protein signal transduction
Cellular component (GO): plasma membrane
Molecular function (GO): guanyl-nucleotide exchange factor activity
Source: RefSeq, a predicted model, not a curated record